Molecule: messenger RNA, 1814 nt
Organism: Punica granatum (pomegranate)
Lineage: Eukaryota; Viridiplantae; Streptophyta; Magnoliopsida; Myrtales; Lythraceae
Source: RefSeq, a predicted model, not a curated record
GUCAACAUUGGACUUUCAGGAUCUGCCCCCAUUCCCUCCUUUCACUCUCUCCCUCCUCCAUUGCCCAAAGCUUCAACCGACCAACCAACGAACCCAUUUCCUUCCGCAAGAGAUCCCAAUCUCCUCUGCAGCUCUGACCACAGCCGCCCAUGAGGCUCCUGAGCUUGCUGGACUAUGAGAAGGAGCAAGAGCUGGCCCAGUUGGAGAGCUCUGCCCCCAUCAAGAAGCUCAACGAAGCGGCAAUGGCGGGCGAUGUCCCAGCUCUCCUCGGACUCCUCGAAACCGAUCCUUCCCUCCUCGACAGAAGCAACCCGUUGCACGUAUCAGCCCUUCUGGGUCAUUCGUCCUUUGUCCAUGAACUUCUGACUCUAAAUCCGAAGCUCGCUGGAGAGACAAACCGCCGCGGGUCUCUGCCUCUCCACGUUGCCGCUGCAAAAGGGCACUUGGAGAUUGUCAAGAAGUUGUUGAAGGUCCACCCUGAUGCUUGUUUGGUGUGGGACGUUGAUGGGAGGACUCCACUGCACUUAGCUGCAAUCAAAGGCCGCAUCCAGGUUGUGACUGAAUUGGUCCGGGUUGCUCCCGAGUCGGCUCGGGUGCUAACUAAGGGAGGGGAGAGCGCGCUUCACCUCUGCCUGAGGCAUAAUCGAGUCGAGGCAUUGAAGGUCCUAGUGGAGUGUAUAGGGAGUGAUGAUGGGUUCUUGAACUGGAAGGACUGUGACGGUAACUCUGUGCUGCACAUUGCUGUGGAGAAGAAGCAAUUAGAGAUCGUGAAGUACUUCCUAUACAACACCAAGAUUGAUGCAAACGCCCAGAAUGCAAAAGGCUUCACGCCAAUCGAUGUCUUAACAAAAGGGAAAAGGGAUGUACGGGACCUGGAAAUUAAUAAACUCCUAUUGCUGGAUUUGAGAUCCUCGAAAGUACAUGAAUCACCACCCUUCGUUGACGGUGGAGACACAAUUGAAGCAGUUCCCAUGGAAGUCCCCAACAUUCUCCGGAAAAUGGCUGGUCCAAAACAGCCUGUUAAGAAGCACACAGACUGGUUGGGUCGGAAGCGGAGCGCCCUGAUGGUGGUGGCGUCGCUCAUCGCAACUGUGGCAUUCCAGGGCACGCUGUCUCCACCUGGCGGGUUCUGGCAGGAUGAUUUCACAGCAGACCCAGCCCACAACGGAACGGAGAAGUCCCACAAGGUGGGGAUGGCUGUCAUGGCCACGACCCUCCCGAAGGCAUAUGGGCAGUUCAUGAUCUUCAACACCCUCGCAUUUCUCUCUUCCCUCAGCAUCAUUCUCCUCCUCGUCAGUGGCCUCCCAAUGAAAAGGAGGCGGUGGAUGUGGACCCUGAUGGUCACGAUGUGGAUUGCCAUCACGGCGCUCACGUGCACCUACUUCAUCUCGUGGAUCCACAUGACCCCAGAGGACAACACUGGGGUGCUCUUCAGCGUGACCCGGGUCUCGGUCAUCCUGUGGCUCUGUAUCAUGGGGAUUGUGUUCCUCGGGAAUGUGUUUAGGAUGGGCAAGUGGCUGCUGAGGAAGUACGGGUACAUAAAGGAGGAGGAGCAGCAGCAGCAGCCUUCUGAUGAGGUCUAUUUGGAGGAUGAAGAGAAUGAUGAUCUGUGAAAUAUCAGGUGAACUGAGGAUGUUUGAUGUUAUUGAUUAAUGCUUGAAUUGUAUCAACUGCUUUGACAUGGAGAAGUAGCAAAACAAACAUAAUGUAUAGAAAAUUUUUGAUAAGAUUCGGCAGACAUCUUGCGAUGCUGUUGGUGAUAGAGAUGCUUUCCAGUUCGAUUCGAUGAUGGACAGAUCUGUUUACUUUUGGAA